AUGCAAAUCUCCCGCCUCGCGUUAAUCCUCGGCUUAAUCCUCGCUGUAACAACCUCCUAUGCCUCUUCAGUCACCGACAACGACGUUGCAAUCGACGAAGCCCAACACAGAGACGGCAGCGAUUCCAGCGGAUCCGCUCCGCGCUUCUCCGGCAACAAAUAUAAGAAAAAGAAGAAGCCCAAGAAACCAAAACCUGAGAAGGGAUGUCAGUCUGGAUGUAAUGAGACGGAGGCGGCUAAUAGUACGGCGUCGGCGUUGGGGAUGAGUUUGCGGGGUGUGGUGCUGGGGACUGGUGGGGUGAUGGUUGGGAUUGCUGUUUUGUAG
Molecule: messenger RNA, 324 nt
Organism: Glarea lozoyensis ATCC 20868
Lineage: Eukaryota; Fungi; Ascomycota; Leotiomycetes; Helotiales; Helotiaceae
Exons: 1
Coding region: 1-324 (107 amino acids)
Source: RefSeq, a predicted model, not a curated record